AAUGUUGAAACGUUUCUUGUUACUGUUUACCGUCUACAUAUAUAUCUCCAGCGGGGCCGUUUUAAUUUGGAGCAACAAAAACGUGAAUCUGUCGCCGUUGCAACAGUUUGACGACGACGAUUUAAAUAGUUUGAAGGAAACGUUAUUAAAUCCGCAAGUGUUUAUUUUUAAAUCGCCAACUGCGAGUUUAUCGUCCGAUUUUAAGUCCUUGUUAGAUGGUUAUCAUUCAGCUUUCAACCCCAAUGGCAUUGUUAAUACUGAACAGGCCACAGAAUUAUUGGGCGACAAUGAGUUGGACAAGAUGAAAGUGAAGCAGACACUGGACUUAGUGCACAAUAAAGAAGAUUUUCUGGCUGUCCUGUACAUUCCCAACAGGAGAUUUAAAAGAGAGGCAGACAUAAAUGUUACAACCACCAUGAAUCCUGAUUUCAAAAAACCUGAAGGUCCUGUCAUUUAUAUUGGCAAAUCCAAAAAGGAUUUAUACACAAUGUUAUACUCAUCCAAACCAUUAUUGUUGAAAGUUAAAAAUGAAUUUAUAUAUUUAGGAAUGGCACCUGCAGACAUGAUUACUGUAGACACUAGAUUGAAUGUGAAUAUUCCCCUUGAAAAUGGUGAUAAAAUAUCUUUAAGGUUCAGCUUUACCAACAAUAAUUAUGGUUAUUGGUCCAUGAAAUCAGUAAAGAUCACAGACACAAUGAAUGACAUGAAUUUCAAUUUAAAUAUUACCACUGACAUCACAGCACCACAGGAAUUUUCAUACCAUUGCACUGGUGAUACAUUGUUUGUUGAUAAAGCAAAUGAUGUUGAAUUACAUUUGUAUGAUAUACAAGUACAAAUAGAUUCAACAAAUGGCAAAUUCAGUGAUGCCUAUGAUUGUGUGCCAUUCACCACUGCCCCCAUUUGGUCUGGGUUAUUUGUAACAUCAAUACUGGGUAUUGGUUUGAUUGUUGCAUUAACGGCAAUAAUGGAUAUCAAAACAAUGGACAAAUUUGAUAAUGCCAAAACAAAAAAUUUAUCUAUUACUGUAUUUGAAUAAGUCCAAAUAUACUUAAACUCAUCAUU
Aethina tumida (small hive beetle) is the source of this 1062-nucleotide messenger RNA. RefSeq lists its product as uncharacterized. The transcript has 2 exons. NCBI's taxonomy places the organism in Eukaryota, Metazoa, Arthropoda, Insecta, Coleoptera, Nitidulidae. Bases 2 to 1036 code for a protein of 344 amino acids. Gene Ontology annotation, cellular component: proton-transporting V-type ATPase complex. The record is from RefSeq and is a predicted model, not a curated record.